Molecule: messenger RNA, 2099 nt
Organism: Amphibalanus amphitrite
Lineage: Eukaryota; Metazoa; Arthropoda; Thecostraca; Balanomorpha; Balanidae
Product: neuronal membrane glycoprotein M6-a-like
Exons: 7
Coding region: 302-1054 (250 amino acids)
Biological process (GO): neuron projection development
Cellular component (GO): plasma membrane
Source: RefSeq, a predicted model, not a curated record
GGCAUUUUCCUUUCUUGAUAAAGUACAAUUGUGACGCGAAAGAUUAUAGAGUUCGGUUUCAGUGGUUCCGAGUGAUUCAGUCGGAGUUGCUUGCGUUCUGCGGAGUUGUAUAGCCUUGGUUCAGUCGCUGGUUCAGUCGUUCAGUCAGUGAGAAAGAUUCUCGGAAUUUUCAUACUUCAAGGCUGAGCGUCCUAACCCAGCAAGCAAGCAAGUUGACUCUGGUUCGCGGCGUUAGCGAUUAGCGAAGACUGGUAUCGGACAGAAGCGGACAAGCCAGGCUGUGCAUACAACGCCGUCAGACAUGAGUAACGGGUGCAGGUCGUGGAUGCUGAAGAUGCCCUACGCCACUCUGUUGGCCACCCUGCUCUGCAUCAUCGGGGUCGGCGUCUUCUGCGGCUGCAUCUACAGGGUGUUCACACUCUGCCUUAGGAUGUUUGAUGAAGUCUUCCACUUCCACCUGGACUGGCUGGAGCCCGUCCAGCUCGUCUGUAUGAUUGUCGGUGUGGCCAUGGCCGCGCUGGGCAUCAUGAUUCUGCUGGUGGGCUGCCUGACCACGGGCUCGACGCGCGCGCGGGUGUUCCGGAGCCGGCCGGGCAGGGCGCGCGGCCGCACCUCCUGUGCCGUGUUCAUGGGUGUCGCCUACAUCCUGCAAAUGGCCUGGAUGCUGAUGUUCGGCGUGCUGGUGAUCGGCUGCGUCAUGUUCGCCAUAUUCUGGAACAUGUGCCUCUCGGACCGCGUCCAGGUGCUUCAGGAGUGCAUCGACUUCAGGCAGUUCGCGUUCGUGUUCCCCAAUAACACGCGUGAGGAGGACAUGCAGGUGUGCGGCGCUGGCGAGCAGAAGCUCUUCUGCAAGGACUACGUGGAGAACAUCCAGGUGAACCUGGUGCUGUCGGCGGUCGGCUGCUUCCUGGUGCUGCUCAGCCUGGUCAACUACCUCAUGUGUCUGGCGGCCAACUACGCACACAUCAAGGACCAGGAGAAGUUCGUCGACCUCAGCGAGAUGCAGUACCUGCAGGUGUCUGAGCCGGGCACUCUGGCCAAGGACCGCUUCUAGGCUCGGCUCGCAGCCCGGCCUCCCACGGCAGUGAGCCGCUGUCCUGCGGCUCGUUACUUAACCUUCGCUAGAUCAGCGGAGGAUGGCACCGAGAUUAUGUAUAUGAGGCGGCGGUCUGUCACUAGUGUCACGUAUAGAGACAGCACAGGCCCGCUCGGCCGCUGGGUGCUGGUAUCCGUUCAGCGUGCUGCCGAGUGCCGGCAGGACCCGCGCCAUCGCACCAUUGCGUGCUCUGUGGCCGGGCGCCUGCUGCUGCGGCGGCGCAGAGAAGUGGGCCGUGUUACCCGACCAUCGUCCGUGUAUGUACAAUCCCGUCUGGUGUUGUGAUUUCUUCCGUCCAGUUCCUGUCCCAUGUCUAGCGUGUAGGUUUGUGAGUGAUGUGUGUGCGUCUCCAGUAGUGUGUUUUGGAGUGCAGUCUCCGUCGGUUACGCAGCACUCCGAGUGUGUGUGUGGGGGGGGGGGGAGGGGUGACCAGCGGGACUGGGAGGUGCCACUGGAGGCACAUGGACACUCGUGGGUCCGCGACGCACCGCACGUUGAUCGCGCUAUUCACACAUGGACGCCCGCAGCAGGAUGCCGAGCUGGCACGCGCGUUCGAGGUCGCGCCCGCGAUCGAAGGCUCGCGGACACGGCUGGCUGCGUGCGAGAUAUUAUUCAACAAAGCUACCACUUGUUUGUGAUGAACUGAUGUUCGAGGCAGCUAGAGAGCGUUCGCGGUAGGUGGUUUCGCCGGAUUAAUUUUAGUUAUCAGCGUUCUGGUUUAAGGGGCGGCAGUGCGGUUUCUGCCCGUCCGUCCUGGAUCGGCGGCCGGUUCGCCCGGCUCAGGAUGUGCAGGGCUUGGGAGGCGGCGUUGGGCCCCGCGCCGCGCACAGCAUCGUACUGAUAGCCUUCACACGCCGCGCCGGUGAUGGCAUUAGCACAGAGUCUGCGUCGCACUCGGAACCGCCCGCUUCUUGCCAGAUGGACGCCGCGCAGCGCGAUGGUCCCGUCAACGGCGAGGUGCAGACGAAUGUUUUUGAUAUUUAUAAUAUAUUUUAAUCUCUAA